GUCAUGUCGUCCCAGCUCUUCAACGCCAAUCCGACCGUCUUUGCAGCGUCGUCUGCGCCAAAGGCGUCUCUGUAUACAGGGAAGAACAUAUGGAUGGAAGAUAUGGAAGAGGAUGUGCCAGAGAAUGAUGGCGCAGAACCGAUUGAUCAGGAAGAGAUCUUUGACCUCAUCCGAAAUAUAUACGAUCCUGAGCAUCCCAACACGCUUGAGGAGCUGCGCGUUGUAUCUGCGCCUCAGAUCGCUAUAGACCGCAACUUCAUCGACGUCGAGUUCACGCCCACCGUCCCGCACUGCGGCAUGUCGACCUUGAUAGGGCUGUCUAUCCGCGUCCGCUUGCUUCGCAGCCUUCCAGACCGCUAUAAAGUCGACAUUCACGUCAAGCCCGGGUCGCAUCAAAGUGAACAUACGCUGAACAAGCAGUUGAACGACAAGGAACGUGUGGCCGCCGCACUGGAGAACCAAGCCCUUCUCAACACCGUGGAGCAAUGCCUGACUGGGCACGGCGCUUGAUUAUGAUAGGCUCGCUGACUUUGACUUGCCGUUCGACUUCGCACUUGCUAAGUUGCUUCUUGCGAUCUUCGACGGCCCCCUACCUCCGAGCGACAUUCACUGCUCUUUCGGCAUGCCGCCCACCUUCACUGUUGUACACCGCAACACAAACGCGCAGCGGAAUUUUCUGAGCGGCCUCGCCACUGCUCACAACCGUCAGAGCAAGCCGCUGGGGGCUCGCGGAUCCUGACGCUGGCCUCCAGCGGCUACUCCACCCGCCCCACCUGCCCAAAUUGGUGUCGACACGGG
Schizophyllum commune H4-8 is the source of this 798-nucleotide messenger RNA. RefSeq lists its product as uncharacterized. The coding region runs from base 4 to 510 and encodes 168 amino acids. The transcript is spliced from 4 exons. Gene Ontology annotation, biological process: iron-sulfur cluster assembly. NCBI's taxonomy places the organism in Eukaryota, Fungi, Basidiomycota, Agaricomycetes, Agaricales, Schizophyllaceae. The record is from RefSeq and is a predicted model, not a curated record.